Messenger RNA from Cyprinodon tularosa, 991 nucleotides. RefSeq names its product jeltraxin-like. NCBI's taxonomy places the organism in Eukaryota, Metazoa, Chordata, Actinopteri, Cyprinodontiformes, Cyprinodontidae. The coding region runs from base 1 to 657 and encodes 218 amino acids. The record is from RefSeq and is a predicted model, not a curated record. The transcript is spliced from 4 exons.
AUGGUCAGAAUAGUGGUCAUACCUUUGGAGACACGGAAUCUUUCAGGAAAAAUGUUUACCUUCCCACAACAAACAAGCACAACAGAGGCGAGGUUUACAACACAAAGACAAGAUAUGAGGGCUGUCACCGUCUGUUUUAGGUCCUUUACAGACCUUAAAAGAGAGCACUCCUUAUUUUCUUUGGCUUUACCCACGGGAGCUAAUGGCUUUCUGAUAAUAAAAAGUGCCCAAAGUGAUGCGUUUGACAUCUGGGUCCUGGAACAACAUGUAAAGAUUGAAGCACAGGACUUCAAGCUUAACAUGUGGCAAUCCAUAUGUGCAACAUGGGAUGCUUCAUCUGGACUCAUACAGUUGUGGUUAAAUGGAAAGCCCUCAAGCAAGAAAUAUACCAGCUCUGGACACAGUAUCAAUGGACCAAUGAUCAUUGUUUUAGGGCAGGAUCAGGAUUCAUAUGGUGGUGGUUUUGACACCAAGCAAUCAUUUGUUGGGAUGAUGGAAGAUGUUCAUAUGUGGGACUACACCCUCUCCCCAUGUGAGAUCCAGGGCUAUAUGGAUGAACAUUACUAUCCUGAGGGGAAUGUCUUGAACUGGAAUUCCGUAGAAUUCCAGAGUGUGGGAAGAGUGCUAAUAGAAGAUAAACUAAGAGCUUGCAAUUAGAGUUCCUGGAUUUUUUUUUUCAGAAUAAAAGAAUUGUUGUGAAUAAGGCAUAAAGUUAAUUAGGACUUUUAAAAACCAAGUCUUUUUCAUUGUAAAAUCAAAUGUGUUUUUGUGUUUCAGUCAUAUGACUUCGGAUUCACUUAUCUUUUUGUUAUAAACAAUGAUAUUUUUACUAUAUGUAUAAAUAAUUUCAAUGGUGUCAAUACUCAUUAGUGUUCAUUAGUGCAGGAUUGUCGUGGGUUCUUCCUAACAGCCUCUGUGUUAGACUUUGAUACGGUCAACUUGACUCCAAAAUCAUGAGAAAAAAAAUCACCCUUGGUCGUGCUACAUCACA